GCUUCCGGGUGGCGGGUUAGGCGUGCGCUGUCUGUCACCAUGGCAAGUAAUGUGGCUAACUUGAACGCUGUGCGGGAGACCAUGGACGUUUUAUUUGAGAUUUCAAGAAUAUUAAACACUGGCUUGGAUAUGGAAACCUUGUCUAUUUGUGUGCGGCUUUGUGAACAAGGGAUAAACCCAGAGGCCUUAUCCUCUGUUAUUAAAGAACUGCGUAAAGCUACAGAAGCUCUGAAGGCUGCUGAAAAUAUGACAAGUUGACUUCAUGUGUGAAGAUCUGCUGAUGAGAGAAAUGUCAGGCUCUAGAGUUAGCAGAGGAUUUGAAGACUGGCUGCUGUUCAGAAACGCACUAAUUUUUUUCUGUAUCUAAAGGUUUUGGAACAUUCCUGUAAUCUUCUUUGAAAGGAAAAGAAUGAGAUAUGAAAAUGUAAACAUCAUGAGGAGUUUAGAAAUGUCUAGUGAUGGGAUUAUCUCAUGGUUCCUCAUUACUUACCACUUUCCUUUUUUCUUUUUACUAGUAGUGUUUGGAAAUAAUACAACUGUUACAUGUGUUCCUUGUAAAUCAGAGCUUUCAUUUUAUAAGCAGUCUGUCAAGUAGUGUACGAUCACUGAACCCAGCUGAAAAUAUGUAGAAACUUCAUCUAUGUUAAUAUAUUAUGUAUGACUUGUUAAUUUUUCUAUUACAAAUGCUAAUGUUGAAUGACUUGUUCAUUACAGUUUAGAUGGUUUAUUUUGCACUAGUCUGAAAUUGAAAAUACUACUUCAUGUGUACUUUUUAAUUAAUAAACUUUAAUUUAAAUAUA
Molecule: messenger RNA, 800 nt
Organism: Gavialis gangeticus (Gharial)
Lineage: Eukaryota; Metazoa; Chordata; Crocodylia; Gavialidae
Gene: MZT1
Product: mitotic spindle organizing protein 1
Exons: 3
Coding region: 40-258 (72 amino acids)
Biological process (GO): mitotic spindle assembly; gamma-tubulin complex localization; microtubule nucleation by interphase microtubule organizing center
Cellular component (GO): interphase microtubule organizing center; centrosome; spindle
Source: RefSeq, a predicted model, not a curated record